AUGGAUGACGGCAAAAUGUUUUGCUAUGUCUGUGGACUGAUUGAUGAACACUAUGAUGAGGAUUCCUUAAUACAUCACAAUGCGACGCCAAAACAUAUCUGCAACAAAAUAUUGCAUGCAUUUAAGCAGAGAAAGAGAUACUUCAGUAAAAAUCGAGAUGGUGCCAUUGUGCUGGGUAGUGGAGAAUGUGUGUCCGAGAUUGAUGAGGAAAGUGAAAAUCUUGAAAAAACUGAUCAUCUAAGAAUACAAGUUGUGGCUGAACCUAACCAGAAAGUUAAAUUUUCAUUCACUGUAAGAAAUGACCUCCAAAAAGAAGAUUUGAUGAUAGUCGGAAUUAUUUUAGGUCACCCACAACCACAGUUUGUUAUGAGUAAUAAUCCUUAUGUAUUUGGUAAAGAUCCCCAUGUGUUGGAAAAAAAGACUACUUUAGUGGAGAAAAUAGUUGUUUUAUUUAAAUCUGCUGAUAUUGGACAAUUUGAGAUGCCCAUAAUAUUUACAUUUAAUAGAAAAAGUGAUGACAAGAAUAUUAUUAUUGUACGAGAGUUGAUUGUCUCUGUGAGUGAGGAACACAUUAUUUACCCACACAUAAAAACUCCCUAUACCAAAGAGGAGUGGGCUAGACCAGAUCAUAUAGUACAGUCUUCAAAUCUUAUUCCUCAACAGACAAUGUUCAAAAUACCAAAGCUCUUAAAAACUCUCUUACCAUGCGGUAUAGAAGAGAAAUCAUUGGAAAAAAUAAAAGCACCUCGUGAAAUUAAAGAAAAACUACAGCUGUUAAUUAUUUCCGUUAGAGCAAUUUUAGACACUGGACCAACAAAAAGCAAUUACAUGAAUUUUUUUCAUCAUUUACUAUGGUGGGAAGAAAUUAUUGCUAAAAUCAACUUGAAGAGAUACAACAUGUUCAAUGUGACAAUGGAGCAAAAGAAAGAUGUAUUCUUCCUAGAAGUGCCAGGGUUGGCAGAAAAGAGGCCAUCCUUAAUGCGUGGAGACAGAGUGUUUAUUAAACCACGUGACAACCCUUCGAUAGUAUUCGAGAGCAGUGUGAAAGACCUGAACGAUACUCAUAUCCAAUUAGGGAACAUGGAUGAUGCAUUCCAAAUGUACUCUCAGAAGGGCACUUUGUUCGACAUACGCUUUCUUCUGUCCCGAAUGCAAUUUGAGCGCAUGCACACAGCGGUGAACUCCAUCUUCUCUUCUAAGCAAGAAUGUAGAUUGUUCCCUGAGGCCCCAAAACAUAAGGUGCCCGUACAUAACAUUAAAAAAUUCUACAAUCCGCUCAUCCGUGGGAACACGGAGCAAAGAUCCGCCGUGGAACACAUACUCGCGGGCUCAUCAGGGAAGGCGCCGUAUAUUGUAUUUGGCCCACCCGGCACUGGAAAAACCAUGACCAUAGUUGAGGCUAUUGUACAGCUUGUUGCCCGUAAUCCCAAAAACAGGAUAAUGGUGUGCACCGACUCCAAUAUGGCGGCGGAUCAUAUCGCUGUGAUGUUAUUACAAUACAAAAAAGUAUUGAAAGUUAACGAUUACCUCCUACGUGCAAACUCGCAGGCACGGGAAUGGUCCGUAAUGCCGUCAGUACUAGUGCCAGUUUCCAACGGAGCCAACUACGAAACUUUCUACACAGUGAACAACGCGAAAGUCAGCAAAUACAGAAUAUUCGUGACCACUUUACUCCACGCCGCCAAAUACGGAUGGUUGAAACGCAAAGGCGACCAAAAGCUGCAGAUGACGCAUCUGUUCAUCGACGAAGCGGCCCAGGCCUCGGAGCCGGCCACUUUGGUGCCGAUCACCGGGCUGCUGGCGCCCAGCGGCCAGCUGGUGCUGGCGGGGGACCCCCAGCAGCUGGGGCCCGUCGUCUUGUCCAAGGAGGCCAGGAUCAGGGGACUGAAAUAUGGCCGAAUAGUAUUCGGCGUGUGGCGGAGGUAUAGUAGGAACUAUUCAUUGCUAGCUUUGGCGGCGCCCGAUCCGUUGAGCAGGAAGAGCAUCCUGAACCUGCCCGGCGGUGACCGUGCCAUUGUGUUCCACGCCGUCAAUUCGAGGGAGCAAAGGAUGGGGAACGCACCCAGCUUCUUUAAUGAGAAGGAAUUGGAAAUGUUAAAGAAAUACGUUAAAGCUCUUUUGGAUAAUCAUCAAGUUGCUGCCAAGGAUAUAGGAAUAAUUGCACCGUACAUUCGACAGGUGUAUAAAAUGAAAAGUUGGCUCACUAGUAUAGAUCAAAAAGAAAUCGAAGUUGGUACUGUAGAGUCAUUCCAAGGUAAAGAGAAACGGGUGAUUCUAGUCUCCACCGUCAGAGCGAACUGCCGGCUUCUUGACUACGACGCGAAAUACGGCCUAGGUUUCUUAGUGGACGACAAGAGGUACAACGUCACGCUAACGCGGGCAAAAGCUAAAUUGGUGAUCAUCGGCAAUCCCGCCUGCCUCGCUAGGGACAUCAAGUGGCGUAAAUAUAUGGGCCUAUGCAGCGAUCUGAACUGCUAUUAUGGAUUGGAGACACAGCAGUUGGAGCGAAACUCGCGGUUGCUUCUCGAUAUCUCACGCACAAGAUUCGACAUGUCGCGCCUUUCCGAAGAACUUGUGCCGGUAGUAGCAAACAACAAAUCAGUGGGCCCUUCU
This is a messenger RNA of Iphiclides podalirius (scarce swallowtail), 2613 nucleotides long. NCBI's taxonomy places the organism in Eukaryota, Metazoa, Arthropoda, Insecta, Lepidoptera, Papilionidae. The record is from the annotation of a GenBank genome assembly.